AUGUAUAAUUUGUACAUUUACUUUGUGCGAAAAAGGGUAGGCCCCGUAAUACAUAGUGGACCAAAACACUGCUCUGAAUCGUUGCUUGUGCUCACAGCGCAACAAAGUCAAAUGGGUAUGUUGGUUCAAUGCGAAGCACAACAAUGCGGCACUAACGGAAAAAUAGGUGCAGAUGCCGGCACAACUACACGCAGUUGCGCAGUGAAAUACAGGGGCGGUGGUUUCACAUCGAGGUCAGAAGAAUUCCUAGCGAUACAGCAGGAGCUGAUACACGGCAGUACGGUGCCCCCAAGAUACGUCAACAACGUUAAAGGAAUGUGUGAUACCGGUGAAAAGACAGGCAAUGGAAUACGAAGCUGCGGAACAACGACAUGUUCAACUCUCCCAGGAAAUGAGAGGAAUACAAUGGCAUGUUCACUACAACGCAUACGCUGUAGCUUCUUAACAGAAUUGUUGGGAGAGUUAACUUCAUGCGCAGGGGCCCGAUGUUACGGAAAAAAAACUACCAAGUGUAGCACUGGUGGCGACGACAAGCACUUUCGGUUAGUCACACAGGGAUAA
This is a messenger RNA of Trypanosoma brucei brucei TREU927, 561 nucleotides long. RefSeq lists its product as hypothetical. Lineage: Eukaryota; Euglenozoa; Kinetoplastea; Trypanosomatida; Trypanosomatidae. The transcript has a single exon. The record is from RefSeq and is a predicted model, not a curated record. The coding region runs from base 1 to 561 and encodes 186 amino acids.